AUGUCCCUACGUACUAAAGCUAAAGACCUAUUUGAUAUCACUACUAAUUUUAUGGAUCAUAAUAAUAUUAAAUGGGAAAACUGUUUGGGCGUGUGUACAGAUAGAGCUCGGGAUAUGUCUGGUCAGUACGGUGGACUUCAGGCUUUAGCAUCACAAAAUAUAAGUUGCUCUUUAAAUGAUGUACUUGAAAUAGUUAUAAAAGUAGUCAACUAUGUAAAAACAAGACCUGUUAAAGCAAGAUUUUUUCAAAAACUAGGUGAAGAAAUGGGAGCUGAACAUAAAAUAUUAUUGUUUUACUGUAAAAAAACUCAUUUUCUGCAAUUAUACGAUAAAAUAGUUGCUUUUAUUAAAAAAAUCAACUUAUGGAAAAGAAAAUCAACAGAAGAAAAUGACAAAACCACUUGUUUUCCACUUUUAAAAUAUUUUCUUGGAGAGAAUGGCCUUGAAUUAUCAAUGAGUUUAAAGACAAUAUUUUUAGAGCAUCUGACGAAUCUUGAAACUCAUUUCAUGAAAUAUUUCCCAGAAGAAAUGAAACGGUACUGUUCGAUUAAAGACCCGUUCACUGAGAAGUCACCAUCAAAUUUCACAACUACAGAAGAGGAACAAUUAAUUGACAUUUCAUACGAUUCUUCACUACGAAUGCAAUUUUCUUCGUAUUCACUUUUAGGAUUUUGGAACAGUAUUAAAGGUGAAUAUCCUGAAGUUAGCAACAAAGCUUUAUGUAUAUUUAUACCAUUUGCCACUUCGUAUUUAUGUGAAGCAGAAUUUUCAGCUGUAGCCGUAUUAAAAUAA
This is a messenger RNA of Sipha flava (yellow sugarcane aphid), 792 nucleotides long. RefSeq names its product zinc finger BED domain-containing protein 5-like. NCBI's taxonomy places the organism in Eukaryota, Metazoa, Arthropoda, Insecta, Hemiptera, Aphididae. Bases 1 to 792 code for a protein of 263 amino acids. The record is from RefSeq and is a predicted model, not a curated record. The transcript has 4 exons.